This is a messenger RNA of Pediculus humanus corporis (human body louse), 210 nucleotides long. RefSeq lists its product as uncharacterized. NCBI's taxonomy places the organism in Eukaryota, Metazoa, Arthropoda, Insecta, Psocodea, Pediculidae. The transcript is spliced from 2 exons. The record is from RefSeq and is a predicted model, not a curated record. Bases 1 to 210 code for a protein of 69 amino acids.
AUGAAAAUGGCCGCUUAUUCAAGUAAUUACAAGUUGAAACAAGUGAAAAAAAAGUCAAUUAUUACUUCAUUUACCUUAAUUGUUGCCCUUCAUAAAACGGCGUCAUAUUCAAAAGAGAAUAAUUUGCAAACAGUAGCAAUCGAUAAGAAGGCGGUGCAUAGAAGAAGCAAAAUUCGAAAAUUCGUUAUAACUACGUCACACCACAAUUAA